Messenger RNA from Daphnia magna, 597 nucleotides. RefSeq lists its product as uncharacterized. The coding region runs from base 1 to 597 and encodes 198 amino acids. The record is from RefSeq and is a predicted model, not a curated record. Lineage: Eukaryota; Metazoa; Arthropoda; Branchiopoda; Diplostraca; Daphniidae. The transcript is spliced from 4 exons.
AUGAACGUGAAACUUGCGGUGCAAAUACUGUCAAAUUCCGUUGCUGACUGUCUCCGUCGAUACAGAUUAGCGAACGAAGUGGAAUUGGCAACCCAGUUUAAGGAUUCUGAAGCUUUAGAAGAUCUUGUAAGGCUGCUUAACAGUUCCUUUGACAUUAUGAACUUUCGCCGUCCCAUAGAUGGAAUAACUGAUUCCAAUUGGAAUGGCCCCGAUGGCAGACGGGAGGUUUUAGGCAGACUUUUCAAAUGCCUUGAUGACACCGAGAUUGCUGCCUGUGAAGAAUUUCCAAAUAAAGAGAUGGAAGAUGAGCUUCUGUUCGAUUUGUCAGAAGAUUUCAAGAGGGAUUUGCCAAACGGACCACCUACAGAAGAAAGUCUAACCAAACAAUCACGUGAAUUACCCGUUAAAGUAAUAGAUUUGGAAUGGGGUUGGGAUACAUCAACAUGCACAUCCGAGAAGGAACCUUUGGCCACUAAAGUAACUCUGAAUGGAUUAAGAGUUACUAUUUUAAGCAGAAUCGAUGUCGUCGAGCUGUUAAUGCGCAAGAAUUACAAGUAUGUUCUGCUGCCUCUUUUCUGGAACUAUUCUGGCUAUUGA